UUGUAAAGGUUAAAGCAGAAAAUUUAUGUUUUUAAAACAGACAAAUACCUAAAACGCAUGCGCAUGUAGCCAUAGAGCAUGGAAAUGUGACCGCAGUAUAUCGCAGCAUUUCGCAGCCGAGACAGAUUUCCUAACCUUAAUAGUUGUCAACUUUAACGAUUUAUUUCGAAGCAGAGCGACACUUAUAUUCUUGUCACUUUAUUUUUACGUGAAAACGCAUCAAUUCUGUGUAUUUUUAUCAAAAUUUGAGAUUCAACAUAGAAUUUGUAUUUUUAAAUGUUUGUAUAUACACGUAUUUCCUGUAUAACACAGUAUCCCCACAAUAUGAUUUUACUCUAACAUGCAUAGAGGAUUGAUGCUUUGAUAUGACUAAUGAAGGUAAUGUAACUGAUACAAUUAAAAUAUCCUGCCUAUAUCAACCUCCCAUGAAUCAACUGUGACAAUCUUUAUCUCUUAAUCCAUAUAAUAAAAUUAAAAAAUUAAAUUAAAAGUUAAGCAAAGAGCAUCUUAAAUUAUACAAUAUCUUGACUGAAAAGAUAUCUUCUAUAAAGAUAACAGUAUUUUUCUUAAAGACAAAUAUUGCUUUGCAAAAAUGGUGAAAGAACUAUCAGAUGAAUCUUCAAAAGAGAUACAACGAAUAAAUUCAGAACGAAGGACUCAUUCGUUUAACGAAGAAUUCAUUCGCUUGCCAUCUGAUAAUCAGCAAAAACCGAUGGGCAAGGUACAAAUGAAAAAGCAAUUAGGCCUUUUGGAAGGAGUAGCUAUCAUAUUGGGAAUUAUAUUUGGCUCAGGCAUUUUUAUUUCACCAAAGGGAGUAAUACAAGAAGUAGGUAGUGUAGGAUUAUCUCUGAUUAUAUGGGUACUUUGUGGCCUGCUCUCUAUGGUAGGUGCCUUAUGUUAUGCAGAAUUGGGUACUAGUAUACCUCGCAGUGGUGGAGAUUAUGCUUAUAUUCAUGAAGCUUUUGGCGCAUUGCCUUCAUUUCUAUAUUUAUGGGCUGCUAAUUUAAUUUUUGUACCUACAACAAACGCUAUCAUGGGACUGACAUUUGCUCAGUAUGUUGUACAACCAUUUUUUCUUAAUUGCGACACUCCGGUUUAUGGUGUGCGAUUAAUCGCUGCACUAAGUAUAUGUUUCCUCACUUUCCUCAAUUGUUACGACGUAAAAGAGACAUCAAAAAUGCAGAAUGUAUUUAUGUUUGCUAAAGUUGGGGCAUUAAUGAUUAUUAUUAUAGCUGGAUUAAUCUGGCUUUGCAUAGGACACAAAGAAAACUUUGAAAAUAGUUUCGAAAACACAAACAUCGAUCCUGGAAAAAUCGCUGUAGCUUUUUACUCUGGUAUAUUUUCUUAUUCAGGAUGGAAUUAUUUGAAUUUUAUGACGGAAGAACUAAAAAAUCCUUAUGUAAAUUUACCACGUGCAAUUUACAUAUCACUGCCGCUAGUGACCUUAAUAUAUGUUAUGGCAAAUGUUGCUUAUCUGACCGUUCUAACUCCGACUGCUAUGAUCGCUUCCAAUGCUAUCGCUGUGACUUUUGGAAAUCAACUUCUCGGAUAUAUGGCUUGGAUAAUACCUGUAAUGGUAGCUGUGUCUGCUUUUGGUGGAUUGAGCGUUCAUAUUAUGACAUCAUCCAGAAUGUGCUUCGUCGGUGCCAGAAAUGGCCACUUUCCCUCAAUGUUAAGCCACAUCAAUAUGACUAGAUUCACACCUAUGCCUGCUUUAAUAUUUCUGUGUAUUCUAUCCCUCAUAAUGUUAUGCACGGGUGAUAUAUUUGUACUGAUUACGUACUGCAGUAUAGUAGAAUCAUUCUUCAUUAUGAUCUCGAUAGCUGGAAUUUUAUGGCUGCGUUAUAAAAGACCUAAUAUGGAACGACCAAUCAAGAUACCAUUAUGGAUACCUAUACUGUUCGUAGCAUUAUGUGCUUUUCUGGUUAUUGUACCAUGCUACCAAAGACCAUAUGAAGUUGGUAUGGGCAUUCUGAUCACUGUGUCUGGUAUACCCGCAUAUGUCAUCGGUGUUGCUUGGAAAAGCAAACCAUUGUGGUUCCAAAAAAUUAACAUUAAAGCUACUCACGCUGUACAGAAGGUAUUUCUGUCUGCAAGGGAAGAACUUGAAAUUAAUUAAAUAAACGGCAAUUCUACUUCAUCAUUCAAUUCAAUUAAUUCGAUCGAAUACGAUGUUAUACAUUUGCCAAAUUAUUUUAAGAUUUCAGAAAAACCAAUUUAUGAUUUUACAUAUAG
This is a messenger RNA of Mycetomoellerius zeteki, 2235 nucleotides long. It is a transcript of the gene gb, whose product is annotated as solute carrier family 7 member genderblind. Gene Ontology annotation, molecular function: L-amino acid transmembrane transporter activity. Lineage: Eukaryota; Metazoa; Arthropoda; Insecta; Hymenoptera; Formicidae. The coding region runs from base 593 to 2119 and encodes 508 amino acids. The transcript is spliced from 12 exons. The record is from RefSeq and is a predicted model, not a curated record. Gene Ontology annotation, cellular component: membrane. Gene Ontology annotation, biological process: amino acid transmembrane transport.